ACUGGGAACGCAGUUGCUUCUCUCCAGGUCAGCCCGCUAGCACGCUUCCGGAGAUGGGAGUUGUUAAGCCGAAAAACAGGGAGCGACUGCAGUGGCUGAGUUAAGGGCUGCAUGGUCCCUGCUCACGCCUCAACAAUCAUUUUACUUGGCGAGAAAGUAAUCCAACCGUUUUUUAUAGUGUGACCGUAAGCAACUCCCUGCGUUGCAUCAGGUGCCUAACUCACUGCCAGUUGACCGUCUUUUGAGGAGCAUCAAACCCAACGUCAACAUGGAUCCAAUGUGGGAAUGGUUCUGUGGGAAGAACAACUCUUACGUGUUGGGGUCGUCGCCAAAUGUCAUUGAGCAGGGCGUCAACAACACCUGCUUCGUGGACGCGGUGGCAAUCAUCCCUCAUGCCGGAUUCGUGGUGCUGGCCUCCUUGAUUCUCUUCGGCGUGAGCGUCUGCUCCAGCUACCGAGGGUACAACACCCGCUACAUCAUCUACAUGCCGGGCCACACAAUCCGCUGGAUAGUGAGCCUGCUCCUGCUCUUUGUCAUGAUGGCCGCCGUGGGGGAGGGACUGCUGUCCGACGCCACCUACCUGGCCUUGGACCUGGGUACCCAGCCGCACCUCUACGCGGGAGCCGCCACGGCCAUGCUGGGCGCGGUAGUGUCGCUGAUCUACUACCAUCACAUGGAGCUGUGGGAGCUUCCCACUAUGGACUUCCUCCUGCUCAUCUACUGGAUCCUGGGCCUGCUGGUGGAACUGCUGCGACUCCUUAACCUCUACCAGACAGGCCUGUUUGACGUUACCGUCAUGCGGUUUGAUAUCUGCAUGCUGAUCAUCAUUUCUUACGCCGUCUUCAUCCUGUGCGACCUCAACCUCAUCAGAGUCAGGGUGUUUGGAUUGUGCCGCAGCGGACCGGAUCCGUUCCCGAAGGAUCUAAUGAAUCCGGACAUGGAGUUCAUGUACUACUACGUCAACUUCCUAUCACAGCAAUUCUUCUGGUGGAUCAAUUGGCUGAUGUCUCUAGGCUACAGGAGACCGCUAGAGCUGGAGGACCUAGGAGACAUUCCUGAACGACACGAAGCCAACUACAAUUUCCUGGAAUUUAAAAAGGCACUGAAGAUUGAAUUGGACAAGUGCGCAAAGAAUCCCGGGUCGAUCCCUUCACUGUGGAAGCUGUACUUUCAAGUUUACGGCUUUAAACUGUUCGGGGCUGGUGUGUUGAAGCUGGCAGCUGACUUUUGCGGCUUCGUUGGACCCCUUGUAAUCGCUGGGUUGACAAAGUAUGUCUCCACUCUCGCUUAUGGUGGAAAUGAGAAAACGGCCGCACCCCACCUUGUGACGUUCGAUGAGUUCUUCGAUAACGGCUUCGUGUUGGUAGGGACGCUGUUCUGCGCUUACUGCAUCAAGAUUGUCUGCGGUCAGGGCCAUAUGCAUCGGGCAAUCCUACAGAGCAUGAACGUGCGGGCGGCGUUGCAGGGACUGGUGUACCAGAAGGCCCUGCGCUUGUCCACUUACGCCACCACCGGAGGCAUGAUGACGGUGGGACAGAUUACCAACCACAUGUCGACGGACGCCAUGAACGUCCUCUUCAUGUUCCAGACUAUCAACUACUUGUGGUCCAUACCCAUGCAGGUGGUCGUCAUCCUGAUCCUGUUGUACCUGCAGAUGGGCGUGUCGUCGCUGAUUGGGGCGUCCGUGUUUCUUCUCGUCUUCCCCAUCCAGGUCAAGAUCGCUACGUCGAUCAGCAAGGCCCAGAAAGAACUCUUGAAAAACUCGGACGGACGCAUGAAGCAAGUAAACGAGUUGCUUCAGGGCAUCAAGCUUCUCAAGAUGUACGCGUGGGAGGACCUGUACUGCAAAGGAGUAGAGGUCGUCCGCGAGAAGGAGCUCCGCUCCUUACUCAACGCCAGUGCUGGGCUAGUCUUCACCAUAUUCUUCACGGCUGGUACCCCGACGGUCGUUACCCUCGUUGCUUUCGGGAUCUACACCCCGCUGACUGGCAGCAUCCUGACCCCGGACGUCACUUUCGCUUCGCUGUCCCUAUUCAACCAGCUCGCCGUGCCGCUCUUCCUCUUGCCCUUUACCCUCUUCCUCCUGGUCAACGCCGUGGUCAGCACCAGGCGACUGGCCGAGUUCUUAGUGGCGCCCGAGGUAGAGGGUAUUGGCGAGGGCACUGACGAGCCGGAAGAAGGAGAGGAGUGCAUAGAGAAUGGAGAAACAAAGAAACCACUGAUUGAGUCAGCGCAGCCUGCGAUCUUCCAUCAGACUAGCAGCGCCGAUGAGGCAGACGAAGAGCAAGACGAGAAGACGGGACUCCUGGACGACGCCAAGAAGCCACCGAAGACGGACUACGGCUCCAGCGCCCUACGUAAGGCCUUGGGGCUGGAAAAGAUGGAGCCCUUGGACCCCAAAGUGGCUAUCAAGAUCUCGAGGGGUAAUUUCCUCUGGGAUCCCGAAGGUUCCCAGCCCUGUCUCAGUGACAUCGAUGUUGAAAUACCGAAAGGUAAAUUGACGAUGGUGGUGGGUUCUGUGGGCAGCGGGAAGUCGUCCAUCCUCGCUGCAAUGCUGGGUGAAAUGACUACAGUCUCCGGCCAAGUUCAGAUCGGUGACAAUGAGUCGAUUGCCUAUGCUGGACAGAAGGCUUGGCUUCUGAAUGCAACCAUGCGUGACAACAUACUCUUCUCGGAGACGUACAACGCCAACAGGUACAAACGUGUCCUCGAUGCCUGCGCCCUGAAGCCAGACAUUGAUAUCCUACCUGCUGGAGAUCAGACUGAGAUUGGAGAGAAGGGAAUUAACCUGAGCGGUGGACAGAAACAACGAGUCAGCGUGGCCAGGACUAUGUACUCUCACAAGAGCAUUGUUGUUCUGGACGACCCCUUGUCGGCUUUGGACGUCCACGUGGGUCGCACUCUUCUCGAGGAGGGCAUCACCAAGUGGCUGAUGGGACACAAACGGACUGUCAUUCUGGUCACCCAUCAGCUCCAGUACCUCAACAGAGCAGACUUGAUCAUUGUUAUGAAAGACGGACGCAUUGCCGCCCAGGGAGACUUAGAUGACAUCAUCACAGCGGACCCGGACAUGUACAGCGAGUACGACCAGGCAGUUAAGGCGGUCAGCGACAUUGAGAGCGAGAGCGAGAGCGGCACCGAGACGCAGCUGGAACGGGAGGCCCUGCGCCGCAAGUCGGCCCAGCUCAUCCGCCGGGUGUCAGCCCAAAACUUAGGCGCCAAACCUGACAGGAAGUUUGAAGGAGUUGACGAAAAGGAGGCAGGCAAGCUGAUUGAACAGGAGGAGAUGGAACGAGGCUCGGUCUCUGCCAAGAUCUACAUCUAUUAUUUCAAGAACAUGGGCGCGCUUCUGACCCUGCUCACUCUUCUUACCGUCCUGGGUCUCUCCGGUCUUCAGAUCGGCACCAACUUCUGGCUGUCCGAUUGGUCAGAGGCGGGACUGGGAAAUGAGACCGAAUCCUCCGACAGCUACUAUCUCGCCGGUUAUGCAGCUUUGUCUGCCGCCAGUCUUAUAGUCCGUUUCAUCUCGUCAGGCGCCCUCAUAGCGGCAUCCCUUGUGGCCGCCAAAGCCAUUCAUCAGGAGAUGCUCCGGAAUUUGAUCAGGGCGCCUCUCAGGUUCUUCGACACCACACCCAUUGGCCGAAUACUGAAUCGGUUCUCCAACGACACCAUGAAUAUUGACUCGAAACUGGCCCAGUCGUUCAACAACGCCGUGGGCAGCUUCAUGAACUGCUUUUCCGCUGUGAUAGUUAACACCAUUGUCAUGCCUUACUUCAUACUGUUAUUCACGCCAAUCGCCAUCGCCUACUACUUCCUGCAAAGCUAUUUCCUGACGUCAUCCAGGGAAUUGCAGCGUCUGGAUAACACCAGCAGAUCGCCCAUAUUUGCCUACUUCUCUGAGACUCUCAACGGACUUACGACUGUCCGCGCUUACAAAUGCCAAAAGCGUUUCUUCAACUCCAUCAUUGACCGGAUCAACAAAAACCAGGUGGCCUAUCUGUACUUACAGACAGCAAAUCGAUGGCUUGGCGUCCGUCUGGAUUUCAUCGGUGCCCUUAUAGUGCUUGUUGCAGGUAUGACAACCUUGGUUGGUGCCCUGACUCUGGGCUUGGAGCCUAGCCUGGUGGGACUUGGCGUCACCUACUCGCUGCAGAUCGCAGGAUUUCUCAACCUCCUCGUUCGCGGAGUGGCGGACACUGAGAUGCAGAUGAACUCCGUGGAACGAGUAGCUUUCUAUUCCAACGUGGAGAGUGAGCAAUACGAAGGGAGGGACCCUCCCGAGGACUGGCCAAGGAACGGUCGGAUCCAGUUCGACCGGGCCUCUGUCCGCUACUCGGCAGACUCGGACCCCGUGUUGCGGGCCGUGUCGGUGGAUGUUUCGCCCGGGGAAAAGGUUGGAAUUUGCGGCCGGACAGGAGCUGGAAAAUCUUCCCUAACUCUUGCUCUACUACGCGUCAUCGAUAUAUUUGGAGGUCGCAUUCUCAUCGACGGUAUUGACAUCAAGUCGGUUCCGCUGCAGACACUCAGAAGCAGGGUGUCCAUCAUUCCUCAGGAUCCUGUGCUGUUCACUGGAACCAUCAGGGGAAAUUUGGACCCACUUCACGAAAAGACCGACAGCCAGUUGUGGGAGUCCCUUGAAAUCGCCCAGCUCAAAGACGUUGUGGCUGAACUGGACGGAGGUCUAGAUGCCUUGGUGACUGAGGGUGGUGAGAAUUUCAGCGUUGGUCAGCGGCAGCUGUUCUGUCUGGCUCGCGCCUUCCUGCGCAAGUCUCGUAUCCUCAUCAUGGACGAGGCGACCGCCUCUAUCGAUUUAGAGACGGACAAGCUACUUCAGAAGGUGGUCGUCACUGCCUUUGCCGACAGAACUGUCCUGACCAUUGCCCACCGAAUCGCCACCAUCUUGAACUCGGACAAAAUUCUGGUCUUGAACGAGGGUAAAGUGGCUGAAUUCGACACGCCCGACAACCUGAUGCAAACGGACGGCAGCCUCUUCGCCUCCUUCGUCCGGGACAAGGACAAGUAGACGAGUGUGUGGCCUGGCCUGACUCCUCCCGACCGAGGAGACCUCCAUCCAGCACUCUGUCUUUGUAUAUAACGUCGCUCAUUUGACGAUUAUGGAACAUUUCUGAUUAUUGUGUUUCAAUAAUUGUCCUUGUUCUGCUUUUCCUUUUACAUUUAUAUUACCCUAAAACACACCAUAAAUAAAGUAGCUCAUUGAAGAAAAAAUAGCAUAGUAGAAAGUAAAAAUAGAGUGUAAGACAAAAUGGUACAGUAGUAUGUGGGAAUUUUCCCGGAACAGAAAUUGAAAUUAAGGAGAGACACACAAAAAAUGAACCUCAAAAACAUAUUUGAUUUUUGUCAACGGCUGUUGACCCUAAGACUGAUAUGCUUUCCUCCCAUAUUCAGUAGUUAACGUUGAUCAAAUCAUUGUUCAUUUGUUAGUGUGAAAUAUUUGCCUAAGUUUUUAAUUUACAAUGACGCUGUUGGAGCUAGGAGGUGAAACGAGAAAAUAUUGAUUUGUCCCUGAAUACACCUGACGUCCGGCUAUCGAUGGGGUGCCCUAUUCUGCUCAGGACAAUAAUGCCUCAGUUGGAUUACUGUUUGUUAAACCUUUCUCAACCGAAACGUUUGUAGUGAUUAGGCACACCUCAUAAACAUGCCUCUUCCAUGCGUGUGCCGUGAAAAUUGCCCAUGUUAUGAUUUUUUUUAUUAUAGAAAGAAAAAAUUUCUGUAAUAAAAAAAUCAUAGGUAACAUGUAAAUUUGCCCAGACUGGAGGCCCAGAAUGUACCUUUUUACAGACCCCAAGCGUCUAUCCUCGUUAUAUUUGCAGUUUGUUACAUCGAUAAUAAAUCUGAAAUAAUCUGCACGGUAACCCGUGCUGUUGAAUUUCAUACCUUCCAGCAGAUCUUCCUAUUUAGCAUAUUUCAGAUUGAAGUUACAUUCGUAGUCAUGUAUACCUUUUAACGCUUUCAGUUUAAACGGUUGGUUUUUUGAAAGAAAACAAAUUUGCUGACCUAAUUUCAAACUAAAACUAAGUGUUUGUUGAAUGGUUCACUUAAAUGAGUCUGGAUAUAGUAAAAACUGACCCCAAAAAUGAUUGAAUCUAUGGAAAUACAGUAGGGAAGAAAAUUGAAGAAUGCAGCGAUUUAAGAAAUAUAAUUGGAUUUAAAAUGUCAAAAAGCUUGUAAAUAAUAUUGAAACAAGGUUUUUAAUUAGAUUAUAAAGAAAGAGUUUGCAAUUACAGCAGGAGGAUUUUGUUUUCUUAGCUAUUUUAUUAAUCUGAAAUGAACUACGUGUUGUACGGGCUAAUGUUAAAUAAAAAAUACCAAUAGUGUAAUAGUGUAAUACAGUAAACAUGAUAAAAUUUGUCACAAGGCUAAAUAAAAAAUUUAAUUUGUCUCACAGAAACUGACAUUAUGAAAAGUUGCUUACCUAGGUUUAACAGGUUUGACAGUCUGCUCUACACUACUUGGCACUAGAACACUCACACGCACUUCCGCAAAUUAAUAUUAUGUUAAAAGCUAUCCUGAGAAAAGUAUAUCAAAUAUUGAUAUAAACACAAAAGAAGGUUUGCACUUCGAAUAUUAUUUCUGAGAGAAAAUCAAUUGCAAAUUUGCUUACGAUUUAUAAGUGCACCAGAGAUCCCACUGCCUUCAGCGCAUUCAGCGUUAAUCAUUUAAUAAUUAAUCAGAUAAUAAAUGAUUAUCUUCAUUGAUACAUAUUUUUCCAUGAAGAGAAAUGAAUAAAUGAUGUUUCCAAAUCA
Molecule: messenger RNA, 6764 nt
Organism: Acanthaster planci (crown-of-thorns starfish)
Lineage: Eukaryota; Metazoa; Echinodermata; Asteroidea; Valvatida; Acanthasteridae
Product: ATP-binding cassette sub-family C member 9-like
Biological process (GO): potassium ion transport; transmembrane transport
Cellular component (GO): membrane
Molecular function (GO): ABC-type transporter activity; ATP binding; sulfonylurea receptor activity
Source: RefSeq, a predicted model, not a curated record